AUGGCUCUCAUCGAUCUGCCAGCUGAGUUGAUCAGUCACAUCUUCACUUACUUGAGAGACGAAGAUGUCUUUUCAGCACGCCUUAGCAGUCGCACGUUGGACAAGGCCAGUUUCGACUACUUCGGACGCCACUUCUUCCGCAAGAAAGGCUUCAUGAUCACAACUCCAAGUCUAACAGUUCUGGAAGAAAUUGCCAACCACAAAGAAUUGAGCAAAUUUGUUCAACAUGUCUGGAUCAAUCCCGAUUGUUUCACUCUCACGGACUUUCGCUAUGAAUGGUCAGAGGACGGUGGGCGCAGCCAGAACGACGGUGGGGACGACCCUGAAGAUGCGGACUCUUUCACGGAUGCUCAAACCGCAGCUGCGGUAAAUCGCGAACUGCCUCAAAAGACCAACGAGCAAAUCGAAGCGUAUCUCGAAUGUACAGCGGAUUACAUGGAGGUUCUGAACGACAAUUAUGACGGACGGCCGACUCCGCUGGAAGCCCGCCUCACGACCGCGUUUGCGAAACUGCCGAACUUAACAACCAUCGGCAUGAGACGCUCUGAAAACCACUCUCCAUAUGGGUGGUCUGCUCUCCAAAAAUCAGUCGGUUCCGACCCAAGGCAACUAGGUCCCCUCCUUCCGGUUCCUUCUCCCAACCUCUCCCCUUCGUCAACACUUUUCAUCGCCCUUCUGUCAGCCGUUGCGCAAACUGGUGUUCAAAUUAGAAGGCUCUAUACCGACGUGAUAGAGCUGGAUAACAUGAAUUCUGGGCAAUUCCCUCGGUCGAAGCUCAAAGCCGCCUGCUCGUCAAUGCUCUACCUCGAGCUCAACAUCAUCCGAGGACUACUCGAGCCAACGCUCAAGCCCACAAAUCUUACUCCACGUCUCCUAGACGACCCAUCCAACAGCGAAUUCGGCGAAAACCUCGUCACCCUCCUCAAAUCCAUGCCCAACCUCAAAGAAAUAGGCCUCCAAACCCUCCGCGCCAGAUCCCUCGGCCACUCCUCCAUCGACGCGAUCAACCCCGAGAAAAGCUACCCCUACAUAGCCUUCAACCGCCUCGCAACGGAAGCCCCCCUCCCACAUCUAACCCGCAUCAAACUCGAGAAAAUCACAACCACCUCCUUCACCCUCCAAACGUUCCUCCAACCUUGCGCCCAACGCCUCACAAGCCUCAAACUCCGCGACAUCUCCCUCCAAUCCACCCCUUCAUCCCCAGGCCCCUGGCGCGAGCUCUUCGACUUCCUCCUCGCACACUGCCCGCGGCUCGAAUACAUCCUGUUCUACCAUCUCAUGCAUGACGCAGGUGGUGUGUCAUUCGUCGAAGCGGAGCCGGAAGCCAGAAACGGAGAGACUGCGGAUGAAGGUGAGGAAUAUGUGGUCGGUCAAGCGGUGUUUGAGAAGUAUAGCCAUAUCACGUUGGAAGUGAAAGGCAGGGAGGCGGUGAGGGAGAAGCUCGAGGAGGUGAGGGAGAGGCAUUGGUAUCAUCGGCCGUUGUUUAGUUAUGCGAUGGAUGAGGAGCUGUGGCAUACGGAUACUAGUGAUGAAGAGUGGUAG
Molecule: messenger RNA, 1542 nt
Organism: Zasmidium cellare ATCC 36951
Lineage: Eukaryota; Fungi; Ascomycota; Dothideomycetes; Mycosphaerellales; Mycosphaerellaceae
Exons: 1
Coding region: 1-1542 (513 amino acids)
Molecular function (GO): protein binding
Source: RefSeq, a predicted model, not a curated record